Messenger RNA from Pteropus alecto (black flying fox), 1386 nucleotides. RefSeq names its product SEC14 like lipid binding 2 (gene SEC14L2). The transcript is spliced from 12 exons. The record is from RefSeq and is a predicted model, not a curated record. Lineage: Eukaryota; Metazoa; Chordata; Mammalia; Chiroptera; Pteropodidae. Gene Ontology annotation, cellular component: cytoplasm. Bases 150 to 1361 code for a protein of 403 amino acids.
CUGCCUACUCUGUGUCUCGGAUCCUUUAAAAGGCGGGGCUUGUUGUCAGCCCCGAGGCCCGGGCAAAAGGCUGGGACUUUACUCAGGCGGCAGAGAACCGUCUGAGCUCCAUCAGCUGACGCAAGCGCUGCGCCCCAGCCUGAGACACGAUGAGCGGCAGAGUCGGCGACCUGAGCCCCAGCCAGGAGGAGGCGCUGGCCAAGUUUCGGGAGAAUGUCCAGGAUGUGCUGCCCACUCUGCCGAAUCCAGAUGACUAUUUUCUCCUGCGCUGGCUCCGAGCAAGAAGCUUCGACCUGCAGAAGUCCGAGGCCAUGCUCCGGAAGCAUGUGGAGUUCCGAAAGCAAAAGGACACUGACAACGUCAUAAGCUGGCAGCCUCCAGAGGUGGUCCAACUGUAUCUUUCAGGGGGCAUGUGUGGCUACGACAUGGAAGGCUCUCCCAUCUGGUACGACAUCAUUGGACCUCUGGAUGCCAGGGGUCUGCUCCUCUCAGCCACCAAACAGGACUUGCUGAAGACCAAGAUGCGGGACUGCGAACUGCUUCGGCAAGAGUGUAACCGCCAGUCCGAAAAGAUGGGGAAGAAGGUAGAGAACAUAACCCUGAUUUAUGACUGUGAGGGGCUUGGUCUCAAGCAUCUCUGGAAGCCUGCUGUGGAGGUCUAUGGAGAGUUUCUCUGCAUGGUUGAAGAUAAUUAUCCUGAAACACUGAAGCGUCUUUUAGUUAUUAAAGCCCCUAAACUGUUUCCUGUGGCAUAUAACCUGGUCAAACCCUUCCUGAGUGAGGAUACGCGUAAGAAGAUCAUGGUCCUAGGGGCAAACUGGAAGGAGGUUUUACUGAAAUAUAUCAGUCCUGACCAGUUGCCUGCGGAGUAUGGGGGCACCAUGACUGACCCUGAUGGAAACCCCAAGUGCACAUCCAAGAUCAAUUACGGGGGUGAUAUCCCCAAGAAGUACUAUGUGCGAGACCAGGUGAAGCAGCAGUAUGAGCACACUGUGCAGAUUUCCCGUGGCUCCUCCCACCAAGUGGAGUAUGAGAUCCUCUUCCCCGGCUGUGUCCUCAGGUGGCAGUUCAUGUCAGAUGGCUCAGACAUCGGUUUUGGGAUUUUUCUGAAGACCAAGAUGGGAGAACGGCAGAAGGCAGGAGAGAUGACAGAGGUACUGCCCAACCAGAGGUACAAUGCUCACCUGGUGCCUGAGGAUGGGACCCUCACCUGCAAUGAUCCUGGCAUCUAUGUCCUGCGGUUUGACAACACCUACAGCUUCAUUCAUGCCAAGAAGGUCAGUUUCACUGUGGAGGUCCUGCUUCCAGACAAAGCUUCAGAAGAGAAGAUAAAACAUCUGGGGGCAGCCACCUCAAAGUAAUGCCUCUUCCCACAGCAGGCCUGGC